GAACACAAGGAUUGCGUCCAGUGCCGAGCAUUUGGUACUGGUGACAAGAAAGACACGUGUGAGGAACAAUGUAACUACUUCUUUCUUGUAAUGAAGAAGAAGAAGGAGGAACUUCCUCAGCCCAACGACCAGCCCUUCAUCAAUCAUUGCAAAGAACGUGAUGCUAAUGACUGUUGGUUCUUCUUCACCUACGCUACCAAGAACGACAGCACCGUUGAGGUCCAUGUGGCGGAGGAACUUGAGUGUCCCUCUGGCCCUGACAUCAUCCCCAUAGUAGCGGGUGUGGUCGCAGGAAUCGUUCUGAUUGGUUUAGCACUU
This is a messenger RNA of Sinocyclocheilus rhinocerous, 318 nucleotides long. Its product is annotated as integrin beta-1-like. The record is from RefSeq and is a predicted model, not a curated record. The transcript has 3 exons. The annotation marks the transcript as partial. Gene Ontology annotation, cellular component: cell surface; integrin complex; synapse. NCBI's taxonomy places the organism in Eukaryota, Metazoa, Chordata, Actinopteri, Cypriniformes, Cyprinidae. Gene Ontology annotation, molecular function: fibronectin binding; C-X3-C chemokine binding; collagen binding involved in cell-matrix adhesion. Gene Ontology annotation, biological process: integrin-mediated signaling pathway; cell migration; cell-cell adhesion.